Molecule: messenger RNA, 7653 nt
Organism: Mauremys reevesii (Reeves's turtle)
Lineage: Eukaryota; Metazoa; Chordata; Testudines; Geoemydidae
Gene: ARID5B
Product: AT-rich interaction domain 5B
Exons: 10
Coding region: 300-3845 (1181 amino acids)
Biological process (GO): regulation of transcription by RNA polymerase II
Cellular component (GO): nucleus
Molecular function (GO): transcription cis-regulatory region binding
Source: RefSeq, a predicted model, not a curated record
CAUCCGCCCUUGUCCUAUGCUUUGACUCAGCCCCGUCCCAUGUUGCCAAUUUGAUCAGGCAGCAAUCGGGUGAAAAAACUCGUCGUUUCCACACCUCUGGGAAAUCGGGGGCUAGGAGAAAUAUUGGGCUGCUUUUCUGGUCAUUUUGGGUGAGCUGGGGAGGCGAGGUUCAGGUUUUAUAUUGAGGGUUCGGGCUGGCUGCUGGAGGAGAGAGCUUUACCCUGCCAGGACCUGAUGCAAUCCAUUCAAGCCAACAAGUUUGGAGAGAAUGUUGAGUUCAAUCAAUUCAGAACGUCGAGAUGGAGCCCAACUCAGUCCAGUGGGUCGGCUCUCCGUGUGGUUUGCACGGUCCUUACAUUUUCUACAAGGCUUUUCAGUUCCACUUUGAAGGCAGACCAAGAAUUUUGUCCCUUGGCGACUUUUUCUUUGUAAGAUGUAAGCCAGAGGAUCCGAUUUGCAUAGCGGAGCUCCAGCUGUUGUGGGAAGAGAGGACUACCCGGCAACUUUUAUCCAGCUCCAAACUUUAUUUCCUCCCAGAAGAUACUCCCCGGGGCAGAAAUAGUGACCAUGGCGAGGAUGAAGUUAUUGCCGUUUCAGAGAAGGUGACUGUGAAGCUCGAAGACUUGGCAAAAUGGGCACAUUCAGAUUUCUCCAAGUGGAAGUGUGGUCUCCGGGCUGACCCAGUCAUACCCAUGGAACUGGGCAAGAAUGGGCAGAAGGAAGCCUUGAUGAGAUACAGGCAGUCCACACUCAACAGUGGCCUGAACUUCAAAGACAUUCUAAAGGAAAAGGCUGAUCUUGGUGAGGAUGACGAAGAUUCAAAUCUGCUAAUCCUCAGUUAUCCACAGUACUGUCGAUAUCGUUCCAUGCUAAAGCGUGUUCAAGAUAAGCCAUCUUCAAUACUAACAGACCAGUUCGUUUUAGCCCUUGGUGGCAUUGCAGUAAUCAGCAAGAACCCCCAAAUCCUUUACUGUCGGGAUACGUUUGAUCACCCGACUCUUAUAGAAAAUGAAAGCGUAUGUGAUGAGUUUGCACCAAAUCUUAAAGGCAGACCACGCAAAAAGAAGCCAUGCCCACAGAGAAGAGAUUCAUUAAAUGGGGUUAAAGAUUCCAACAAUAAUUCUGAAAGCAAAGCUGUUGCCAAGGUAAAAUGUGAGGCUAAGUCAGCUUUGCCCAAAUCCAAAAGUAACAACAGCAACUGUAAAAAAGGCUCAAGUGAAGAUAAAUCAAAGGUUGCUGUGGGUGAAGAGUGUAGAGCUGAUGAGCAGGCUUUCCUUGUGGCACUUUAUAAAUACAUGAAAGAAAGGAAAACACCCAUUGAACGAAUACCCUAUUUAGGUUUUAAGCAGAUUAACCUUUGGACUAUGUUUCAAGCUGCUCAAAAACUGGGAGGAUAUGAAACAAUAACAGCCCGUCGACAAUGGAAACAUAUUUAUGAUGAAUUAGGUGGUAACCCUGGAAGCACAAGUGCUGCUACAUGUACUCGCAGACAUUAUGAAAGAUUAAUCCUGCCAUAUGAAAGAUUUAUUAAAGGAGAGGAAGAUAAGCCAUUGCCUCCAGUGAAACCUCGAAAACAGGAUAACAGUUCCCAGGAGAGCGAAACUAAAACAAAAGUGUCUGGAACAAAACGCAUCAAAAAUGAAAACCAAAAGAGCAAGAAAGAAAAAGAUAAUGCACAGAAACCCCAAGAUGCAUCUGAGGUUUCAUCAGAACAAGAGAAGGAUCAAGACUCUUCAGACCAGAAAAGUUUAUCUGAGCAUCCUGCAGUGGAGGAGACGAAGAAGCCCAUUGAAGGGCCCCAGCCUCUUCUGCCAGAGGCAACAGGGCCAGUAUCUCUGGAAAAGAUAGAUUUGAUGGAAAGCAGCUCCAACAGUGAAAAUCCCAAGGAGGAAGUACAGCACUCAGUCUCUUUUUCAAGUGCUUCAGUGCCUCCUGAAGAGGAUGCCAUAUUGGAGCCAACAGUCGUCAAACACUUGCACACCCCAACAGAUGCCCUUGAUGACACAAAGCAAGAACAAAGAGGACACAGUUUUACAGGCAGUUUAGAAAGUGAACCCCAAGAACUGCCUUUUAAUAAUUUCCCUGCAAGUCAAAACGACAUGGAAGACGAUAAAUUGCCAGAGAUGGCUGAUUAUAUUGCAAACUGCACAGUGAAACUGGAUCAGUUAGGUAAUGAAGACAUACACAACGCACUAAAGCAAACGCCCAAAGUUCUUGUGGUACAGAAUUUUGACAUGUUCAAAGAAAAGGAACUGCCAGGUUCCAUUAACGAUGAUCCCAGUUUUAGUUACACACCACUAAUCUAUUCAAAGGGUAAUCCAGGCAUCAUGUCACCACUGGCAAAGAAAAAACUUCUAUCACAGGUCAGUGGGGCAACUCUGUCAUGUAGUUAUCCUUAUGGGUCACCUCCACCUUUGAUUAGCAAAAAGAAAUUAAACAGCAGAGAUGAACUGUCUGCAAGCAUAUCUCAGGCUCCCCAUGCCCCCAAUUCUGAUUCUGUGGCAGUUAAUAGACCAUCUGUAAUACAACAUGUGCAGAGUUUUAAAACCAAGAAUUCAGAGGAAAGGAAAUCUAUUAAUGAAGCUUUUAAGCCUGACACGUUAAGUAAACCAGAUCCCAAGCGUUGUGAUUUUUCAAAACAUCACCUUAACUCUCUUGCUGAAUCUUAUGUACUGAAGCCAGAUAUCCAGGACUGCAAAGAUAAAAUGAAUGAGAAAAGGGCACUGCAGCAUUCCCAUGUGCCCAGUUUCUUGGCAGACUUUUACUCAUCUCCUCAUCUGCACAGCCUUUAUAGGCACACAGAACACCACCUUAAUAAUGAACAGACAUCAAAGUACCUCCCUCGAGACAUGUUCAGAGAUUCAGAAAAUAUUUCUACUUUUACUCAACACAAACACCAAGAAAAACUUAAUUUAAAUUAUCACCCAUCUUUGCAUCAGCAAGAAAAAAAGACUGCAGUGGAAGCCUCUUCAGAUGAUCAGCCUACGGAUUUGAGUCUUCCAAAGAGCGUGCACAAACAGACUGCAAAGACUCCAGGGUCCAGUCUCCCACAUUCAUCAAUGGUGCCACAAGAAAGCAAAAGUAUUUCCCAGUUCCAUACAUCAGGCGGCCAGGGGGUGAGCAUAGACUGUAAUCCCAAAGCUUGCCGUGUUUCUCCAAUGACCAUGUCAGCACCUAAAAAACAUAGUGAAUCCCUUCACAGGUCCGGAAAACAGCAGAAUCAGAGACUUGAGAAUUUAAGAAAGAUGGAAGGAAUGGUCCAUCCAAUUAUAAGCCGCAAAAGUAGCCCCCAAAACAUUGGGGCAGCUCGGCCUUUGAAACGGAACCUAGAGGAUUUGGACAAAGUCAUUUCUGAAAAAAAAAUCCGAGCUGUCUCUCCUCUGCACUUACCAAAGGAGGUACCUGCAAAGGAAAAGGUUCCCGACCGAGAGGGCGAAGGCAGCAAAUUAGUUCAUGGUCUACAUUCUGGCAACACGUUGGAAAGCCACAAAUUUCCCCUCUCAACUCCUAUCUUCACAGGCUUGUACCCAGGAACUCUGUGUGCGGGGUUGAACAAUCGCAUCCCAGCUGGAUACUCUCAUCCUUUGCAGUACUUGAAAAAUCAGACUGUGCUUUCUCCACUAAUGCAGCCUUUGGCUCUUCAUUCCUUCAUGGUGCAAAGACAAUUUCUUACAUCCCCUGCAAAUUCUCAGCAACUCUAUAGACACUUAGCUGCAGCAACACCUGUAGGAAGUUCAUACGGUGACCUUUUGCACAAUAGCAUUUAUCCUUUAGCUGCUAUAAAUCCUCAAGCUGCCUUUCCACCUUCCCAGCUGUCUUCUGUACAUCCGAGCACAAAACUGUAAAUCCUUUUUUUUUAAAAAGUAUCUGAGAAAAAAUGUUGUUAGCUACAUUCCUUUCCCUGUGAUAAUGUCUUGCAGAAUUAGAAAUCAAUAUUUUUGUUAACCAGUAAGUAGUCUCAUCCCAUGUAGCUGAAUGCUUCAAAUCUGACUGAGACAAAACUACUUUACAGUUUGUAAUUCCAGCUCCCACACCUACUGCCCAAAUCAUUUCAUUUUGCAUAUUAGUUUUUUGAAAGGUCUUACAUAUGUCGAGAGCAAAGAUCAGAGCAAACCAAUGGAACUUUAGGGACAGAUCCUGAUCUCUUUGAAGCUAGUGGAAAAACUUGCUUUUUUUUUUCUUUCAGGGAGUGGAGGAUUAGGGUCCUUAGAUAGUUCCAUUCAGUCAAGGACUCAAGAUGAAUCUGAAAAAGAGGCGGAGGCAGGGAAUACAUACAAUCAAUAGAUGUGCUUUUGGGGUAACUUUCCUGAUUUUUCAAAGGUUCAAUCAAUGCAAUGUAUAGUAAAACUGCAAUAGAUUCUUCAUUUUAACACUAUUAGAACAGAAAGGUAAACACUGUUUAAUUUGACUGUACAUAUCCGCUUUGAGAACUAUCAGUGUCACAUUUGGUCACAUAAUUUAUAUAGUUUCAUUUUUCCAGUAUAUCCUGUGCUCUUUUUUUUUUUAAAUUAAACAGUAUCAUUUUAUCUGCAACUUAUUUUAAAGGCUGUGGCUGUCCUAAUUGUGUGUGUGUGUGUGUGUCUGUGUAUGUGUUUGUAAUUUUUCCAGUUCUUAUACUUUUGAGCAGCUUUUUUGGUGGUGACAUUAUUGUUUACAAACUGAAGCAAUUGGUUCAGGCUAUAAACAUACUGUAGAUUAUACAACAAUGCAAUUGAUGCAAACAAAGUUCUUUUUUUCUAUGGUCUGUUCCUGAUAGGUGCUGAGCACCUGUCACUCCCACUGGUGUUGUCACAAUGGCUCAUACACUGCUUUACUGGCCACAGAAGCUUUUGGUCUGUGAAUUUGUUAACAAUUGUACUUACCUUAUCUAGGCUGUGAAACCCUCCUGCAUACCAGAGAAAUAAAGAACAAAAUCUUACUGGCAACAAGCUGCUGAAUAACAAUAGAGUCCAGAAGACGGAUUUGUGGGUUGUAAGAAUAUGUCAAGAAUGUCAAAAAUUAGAACAGGAGCCAAUCUUUAUUUUUUAAUCAAAAGGUUUUAAGAGUCCUGUGCCUCGAAAUAGGGAUGGGCUGGGGGCAGGCACCUCCCCCCACAAAGAAGAAUACCACUAAAUAGUAGCCCAAGGUUCAGUAGUCUGAAUAGUGGGUGAAGCAGUGAUGCUCACUUAUCCAGCUCCUUCUUCCUAGUUCACAUCAAGUGAAACUCACCCCAGCUAGCACAAAGCCUACGCAUCAGGUAAACCCUAUUCAGAGAGCUAGGUUCUCAGCUGGCAAAAAUCUGCAUGGCUCCACUGAAGUCAAAGGAGCUGUGGUGGGACUUAAAGCCUGCACACCUUUUGUGAUAGCCCUCUGCACUCAUGCUGAACAACCAACCCCAGUCAUUGGGAAUAAUUUGUAAGUAUAAAAAGCCCAUGAGUGCAGGUUUUGAGUUUCCAUAAUGAAAGAACCUUCCAAAGCAAAUGGUCACUUGAGAGCCAUCACCACUCUGCAGCUAAAUAUAGACAUUGAGACAGAGGUUAAACUUGGAAGUAUUUUACAAUGUGAAAAUGGGUUAUGAUUUAAACCAUCUCAGUUAUUAUUCAAAUGCAGCAUGAUCAAAACUGUUACAAAUACAAAUGGAAACACCUUGCAUGCCACUAUUAGAACCUCCCAGGAUAUAAUGCCAACUACAAUAUAUGAUGGAACAUAUUUAAUAUACAAAGGUGGAAACCAGAAUUAUGAAGUCAUCUACUGUUAAAGAUCCACUUUCUUCAAUUAAAUACUUUAUAUUUCUGUGGCAAAACAAGAUUUAAUUGAUCAGUAAACAGACUAGUAGAAUCUAGAACAUAAAUGUGCCAAUGCAGAUUAUUCUGCUAUUCCACAUACUGUACAGAAAACAAAAAUCACAAGCUCAUUUGGUCACAGGCCAUAGUAUAGAAGGCAUCACUAGUGAAGUUGCAUGAGGCCUAAAUCAUGUAAGAAUCAAGGGGUGGGAGGAAAUGUGUAAACCUACAGCAAACACAAAUAUGUAUGUGCCUGCCCUUUAAUCAGAAAAUUGAACAUUUCUCUUACUGGUUUAUGAUAUUCUGUACAUCCUGGAUUCAUGCAUUUGUUUACAACAAGUUUCUUCUUUCACUUUUGAUGACGUGUUGGAAUUUGAUCACAGCAUUUUAAAACAAUGUUAACACAGUGCAGAGUUGGGGAGGAGGGAUUUUUUCCUUCAUUUAUUCCAUGAGGAGACUCGCUGUUUCAGUCUGAGGAAGCUCAUAAUAUACUGGGCAAAACUUCAGGACAAAUAAAAAGAAAUGGUGGCAUAACUCCCCAACAGAAGUAGUACAUUAUUUGUUUAAAAACUCUUACCAGAAAUCUGGGAAAUCUUUCAGAAAGACCAUUGAAUUCUCCAUUGGCUGAGAACUACUUUUUUUAAAAAAAUGUCUUAAAUGGGGCUUUGUUUGCAUUGUUUGAGUUCAAGGGGCCUUAUUAUUGAAUGAAAUUGCACAAGCCUUUCUUUGUGCAAUCAAAACCAUUGUUAUUGGUAGGGUUGUAAGGGAAACUGUGGAAUUUAAUUGGCAAUAGAGUCAUAAAUAUAUUUACCAAGAACCAGUGCCAAGAAAUGUUGCAAUUCAAAUGCACUAUGUUCAAGAUUCAUUACAGAUUCUGAAGGUUGUGAGAUUCAAUUAACUAUAAAAGCCCAACAAAAACAAUAUUCGUGUAACUUCUGGUUACAGACUGAGUUUGACUUUAGGAAACAGAAAUUAAAACAGAACCUAACUGACUUUCGCAACAAAAUAUGUUUCUAGUAAGGGUCAAAAUCUGUCAUGAUUGCAUUUUGCAAUAGAUCUGUCUUAUUUAUUUAGUUACUGGACAAGAUAAGGUCCCAUUUGUAUCAUGGCAUACAAAGUAGUUUGUUGCAACUAAGUAUUUACUUUACAACUUAUUGAAUUGGUGCAUGAGUCCUUAAGUACUGUAUCUUACUAUGUUGAUGCGUCUAAUGGAAGUUUCUGUGAGGUCACUAAAACAUUUUGUGCAGUGUGCCUUCAAAGAGAACGGUUCAUUUCUUUAAAUCAUUGUUCCACAUAGUCACUUUUUUUUUUCUUGUGGUGGUGGUGGUCAGUCAGGUCACAGCUGAUCUUCUUUUACCAUUGUCAUGAUCUUAAUGAGAAAUGGGAAUUAUUUCACUUAUGUGAGGCCGACAACAUUGAAACUAUUAUCAUGAGCACUUACUAGGUGUUUGCUGUAAAUGUGUUUGAUAUUUCACUUGUUCCCCUCUCCCCCAGUUUUAAAUAUGUUCUAAUAAUGGCAGCAUAAUCUACUAGCUGUUUAUACUUUUUUAACUUUCAUUUGUUGUAAAUAUUGUAUACUUUUUGUGAUUCAAGUUAUGUAGCCUAUAUGCUCUGUAAGGUGAUUAUCUGUAUAUAGCAAAAUGGCCCAGUAAUAUUAUAUAGUAUCCCAUUUAAAAGGUUAUUGAGUAACCUUUGCAUUAGUUUAAACACUACCAGAAAUAAAGCUGAGCCAACUAUAAACACUCAAUUUUUGUAUGUUUUCCAAAUUGUACUUAUUAAUGCUUUUGAUACUGUAUUAUGUGCCAAUAGUUUCCCAAUCACAUAGCAGGCAAAAGAUAUUUUGUACUUUUUGAUCCACUGUAAUAUUUAAUAAAAAAUGCUACUAUCUGUU